CAGCUCCCAGCAGGCCCCGGGGGAACAGGCUGGUCACGUGAGCGCCCGGAAACCCUGGCGGCAGCGGCGGGGGUGAGGUGGCGGGGUGGCCGGCGGCGUGCGGUUGAGCAGAGCUGUGCGAACCGAAAGAGAGAAGAAAUAAUGUAAAUCAUUCACUCUCUAAACAUUAAAGUCAAAAGUGAGGAAAGUCAGGGAGAACAUGGCAUGGCCAAAUAUUUUUCAAAGAGGAACUUUGCUGUCCCGGUUCAGCCAUCAUCAUGUUGUUGUCUUCCUGCUCACUUUCUUCAGUUACUCGUUGCUCCACGCGUCAAGAAAAACUUUUAGCAAUGUCAAAGUCAGUAUCUCUAAUCAGUGGACCCCAAGUGAUUUUAACAAAUCUGUUGAGCUGCCUGUAGAGAUCUGGAGCAGCAACCAUUUGUUUCCCAGCGCAGAGGAAGCCACUCUUUUCCUUGGAACACUGGAUACUAUUUUCCUCUUCUCCUAUGCAGUGGGCCUUUUCAUCAGUGGUAUUGUUGGAGAUCGGCUUAAUUUACGAUGGGUUCUGUCUUUUGGCAUGUGCUCUUCUGCAUUAGUGGUGUUUGUCUUUGGCACUCUCACAGAGUGGCUGCACUUCUACAACAAGGGCCUGUACUGCUGCCUGUGGAUUGUGAACGGCCUGCUGCAAUCCACUGGUUGGCCCUGUGUGGUUGCUGUUAUGGGCAACUGGUUUGGGAAAGCUGGACGAGGUGUUAUUUUUGGUCUCUGGAGUGCCUGUGCUUCGGUGGGCAAUAUUUUGGGAGCGUGCCUCGCUUCUUCUGUUCUGCAGUAUGGUUAUGAGUAUGCCUUUCUGGUGACGGCAGCUGUGCAGUUUGCUGGUGGGAUCAUCAUCUUCUUUGGACUCCUGGUGUCACCAGAAGAAAUUGGUCUUCCAGAUAUUGAGGCAGAGGAAAAUUUUGAAGAAGACUCACACAAGCCAUUAAUUCAUGGUGCUGAAAAUGAAGAUGAAUAUGAGCCUAAUUAUUCAAUCCAAGAAGACAGUACUAUUACCCAAGUCAAGGCAAUAAGCUUUUAUCAGGCUUGUUGUCUUCCUGGAGUUCUACCAGUAAGGACUGUUCAGAUCUCCUUACCACAACCAUAUUCACUGGCCUAUGCCUGCUUGAAGUUAGUGAAUUACUCUUUCUUCUUCUGGUUGCCCUUUUAUCUGAGUAACAACUUUGGAUGGAAGGAGGCUGAAGCUGACAAACUGUCCAUUUGGUACGAUGUUGGAGGAAUUAUAGGUGGAACUUUGCAAGGCUUCAUCUCUGACGUGUUACGGAAGAGAGCACCAGUUUUAGCUCUAAGUCUCCUUCUGGCAGUUGGGUCCCUCGUUGGAUAUAGCCGCUCUCCAAACGAUACAUCCAUCAACGCACUUCUGAUGACUGUUACAGGAUUUUUUAUUGGUGGGCCUUCUAACAUGAUCAGCUCUGCUAUUUCCGCGGACUUGGGUCGCCAAGAGCUGAUCCAGGGGAGCAACGAGGCUUUGGCGACUGUCACAGGAAUUGUGGAUGGAACUGGGAGCAUUGGAGCUGCGGUGGGCCAGAUUAUUACUGUCUGGAAAUAAGGUGACACCUCAUAAGACAGAUCCCUCAGUCCCAGUCUGCUACCGCCUUAUCAGCCUGAACUUAACACUGCAAGGGGACUGUGAGACGUGCUUCUCGUUAAGCCCCAGCCUGGCUCGCAGAUGCCUCCUCUUCCCCACCACACACACACACAUGUUCACACAUUCUUCACGUGGAUCACCACCCAAAAUUGCCGUGGAACUUGCAGCUGCUCUGAGUCAUUUUCCCUGCUUCCUAUAACUGCGUCUCAAAGGGCAGUUCAUAAAUGUGUUGUAUCAGAAUCAUCUGGGAUAUUCAUUAAAGUACAAACACUAAGCUUACUAUAGACUUGCUGAGUUAGAGCCUGGAGAUUUCGACAAGCCUUCCUGCUGAUUCUCAUGCACUCUAAAACUUGGGACUUCUAGGCUAAGACUGGCCUACUGUGAGUAGUCAGAACUAUAAAUACAGAUCUUUUUUUUUGCUUACAUUCAGCCUUCUCUCAGAAUGAUCUCUCUUCCCUAGACCUUGCACGAGUCAUGCCUCUCCUAGGGUAUACCAUUCCUGGUCAUUUAGUGCUAAUUUUGCAAAAAUGGGGACUUGAGAAUCAUCUGCGUGGAUAAAAUACUUGAAACUUUGGAAAUGAGUGAAAUAUUUAAAGGGGAAAGAAAAUAUAGGUAAAGCCUCAGGAGAUGCCUGGCAGUCAAAGAAAUAGAAAGCUAGCAGAGUGAAGUGUAGUCCAGGAGACAGAAUUUGAGGAGGUGAUCAUUAAGAUCAUAGAUACAGAGAGGUCAGGAGAAGGAGAAUGGAAGGCAAAAGGCUUUGGGUUUUGACACUUAGGUUAUUCUUAGCCUUGAAAAUUAUCGUAUUGCCUGUUUAGUGGAGAUGGAUCGCUCAUGUCCGACUGCUGGUGGUUAAUGAAAGCAAGUACUGAAGAAAAUAAGCCAUCUCAAUGCUUAUCACUCUGCAGCCAUAUGUUAUAUACUGAGCUGUUCAUGUCUGUCUCUCCCACUAUGAUUUAAGCUUCAUAAGGCAGCAUUUUAUUCUGUUUUGUCAUCUACUGUAGCCCUGGGACCUAGAACAGUGCCUGGCACAUGGUGAACAUCAGAUAUCCAUGAAUGGUUGUAGGAUGAAUGAUUGAGGUGAUUGAUGUGCUUAGCCUAUUUGAUUAUGAGAUAAAAGAGAAAAGAAAGCUUAGCAGAGGAAGGAGAAACUAUGCUCUGGAGUAGGACAAAAAUGUCAUCAGCCACCAGUUCAAAUGCCUUCAUUUAAGGGGUGAAGGGUGACAGUACUGGGGAUCCUUUUCUGAAAUUGGUGCAUUUUAAAUUAUCCUUCCUCACUAAUGUUUUCUUCAUUAAUCAGAUGGGUGGAUUAUGUUAAUGAGCAUGUCAGGAAGUUCAUUUUUAUUUAGAUUGUCUCACCUGCCAGUGUUCAGAUUCCUAACUCUGAGCUUGGAUCAGCAUUCACCUGACUUCCAUGGUUGGGGAAGCAGGAUCCGGAGUAAAUCAUUGUUAACUUUGCUUAUUCCUCUUCCGUGGUGAUUUUUAAAUAAUUUCUCAUUGCCUUGGGGAUAAAAUCCCAAACUCCAUGACUUAAUAUUAAAAACUCUAUCAACCUUGUCCCUAGCCACUCUCCUAACUUACCCUGAAUAAUCUAGUUCCCCCAACUUCCUUGACUUCACAAGAAACAAAAUUGUUUUUUCCUCCUGAUUUCCAUAGCGGUUGAUGCAUACCUGUAAUAGAGCACUUAUCACGGUGUGUCUCAUCCACUGGUUUAUUGUCCACGGUACCAGACUCGCUUUCCUUGGGAACGGGCACUCUGUUGCCUUCAUAUUUGUGUUCCCAAUGCUUAGUAUGUUUUUGACACAUAGUAGGGGCUCAGUAAGAUUAAGUUGCAGUAUCUACCCAAGAGAAAUGAGAGUAAAUGUCCACAUAAACACUUGUACACAUAUGUUCAUUACAGCUAAGAAGUAGAAACAACCCAAAUGUCCAUCAGCUGAUGAGUGGGUAAACAAAAUGUGGUAUUUUGUUUAUGUUGGAGUGUUAUUUGGCAAUUAAAAAGGAUAGAUGUUACGUGAAUGACCCUAAAAAAUAGUCUAAGUGAAAGAAGCAAGUCACAUAAGACCACUUAUUGGAAAUGAUUUCAUUCGUGUGAGGUAUCCAGAAUAGGCAAAUCUAUAGGGAAAGAAAUUAGAUUAGUGGUUGCCUAGCAUUGGGUGGGUUUGCAGAGUGACUACUGAUGGAUACAAGGUUUCUUUUGGAUGGAUCCAAAAGUGACUACUUUUGGAUACAAUGGUCUAAAAAUAGAUUAUGGUGAUAACUGUAGUUCUGUGAAUACACUAGAAACCAUUGAGUUGCCCACUUCAAAUGGGUGGACUUGUUAUGUAAUUUAAAUAUCAAUUAAAGCUGUUUAAAAGAAAGAUAAAGUAGUAGUCAGAGAGUUUGGAGGGCCACUAUUGCUUUCUUGAGUGAGUGACUCAACCUCUGCGUUUUCACUUUCCAUGAUGUGAACUUGGCUAAAUCACUGACUGGUUCUGCUUUAACUUCUCCACUUAAUAAAUUUCACUAAUAGUGUGAUCAGAGACCAUGGGUGAAACUCUCACAUCUAUGUCAGUUGAUUUUUGAAGUGGGUGCCAAAACCAUUCAAUGGGGAAAGAACAGUUUCUUCAUCAAGUAGUCCUGGGAAUACUGGAUAUUAACACACACAAAAUAAUGAAGUUGGACCUUUUUUUAAUACCAUGUACAAAAAAUUAACUCAAAAUAGAUCAAAUACCUAACUUUAAGGACUAGAACUAUAAAAACUCUUGGAAGAAAACAUAGGGACAAAUCUUCAUGGCAAAUAUAUACAAAUGGCCAGUAAGCACAUGAAAAGAUCCUCAACAUCCUUAGUCUUUAUAGAAAUGCAGAUCAGAAACAAUGAGUAUCACUUCACACCUAUUAGGAUGGCUAUAAUUUAAAAAAACAAACAGGUAUUUGUGAGGCUGUGGAGAAAUUGGAACAGUCUCAUACAUUGCUGGUGGAAAUGUAAAGUGAUAAAACUGCUGUGGAAAAUGCUUUGGUGGUUCCUCCAAAAGUUAUACAUAAGUUACCAUAAGCCCCAGCAAGCCCAAUCUUAGGUGUAUACUCCAGAGAAUGGAAAAUAGAGACUCAGAUAUUUGUAUGUCAGUGUUCAUUGCAGCACUAUUCAUAGUAGCCAAAAAGUUGGAACAACCCAAAAGUCCGCUGGCUGAUGAAUAGAUAAGCAGCAUGUGGUCUGUCCAUACAGUGGAAUAUUAUUCAUAAAAGAAGUGAAGUUAUGACACAGGCCACAACAUGAACUUUGAAAAAGUAUCCUAAGUGAAAUAAGCCAGACACGAAAGGACAAAUAUUGUGUGAUUCCACUUAACAUGAACUGUCUAGAGUAGGCACUUUCAUGGAGACAGCAAGUAGAUUAGAGGUUACCAGGGGAUGGUGAGAGGAAGUGAUAAGGAUUUACUGCUCAAUGACUAGAGUUUCUGUGGAGGGUGAUGAAAAAUUUUGGAGAUAGAUAGUGGUGAUGGUUGUGCAGCGUUAUGAAUGACUUGAUGACACUGAGCUGUACACUUAAAAAUGUUUAACUGGUAUAUUUUGUGUUAUAUAUAUUUUACCGUAAUAAAAAAAGUGGGUAAAAUGUUAUUAAAUCCUUUUCAGUAAUCAAAAUAAAGUAAAAGAAUAUUCUGUAUAAUGUUAAAGCUGUACAGUAAUCUUAUGAGGAAAUAACAUAAUUGAAAACUGAGCAGCAUACUUAAAAAUUAAAAGGUAAACUAUUUCUGAAAGUAUCGAUUAUCGUACCUUUCAGUGGAAGAAGGAACCAUUAAAUAAAUAGCUUGAGAUUGUUCAUCUUCCUCUCUUAAUAGCAAAGUGAAUAAAAGUAAAAUUCCUGUCUUCUCUUACACAGUGUUUGUACUUAAACUCUGCAAGCUGAAGGCUGCUAAUAAAACUUAAACAGGAGCAUGUAUGUGAAGGAGCUUUGUAAACUGCAGGUCAUUAUACAAAUCCUAAUUCCUUCAUAUUUUCUAAAAGGGCCAUGCUUACAUUACCUUUUAGCUACUUCAUUUUAUUAAUUUAUAAAGGAUUAUGUUCUAUUCUUUUUCUCC
This is a messenger RNA of Manis pentadactyla (Chinese pangolin), 5667 nucleotides long. It is a transcript of the gene SLC37A3, whose product is annotated as solute carrier family 37 member 3. The record is from RefSeq and is a predicted model, not a curated record. Gene Ontology annotation, cellular component: endoplasmic reticulum membrane. Lineage: Eukaryota; Metazoa; Chordata; Mammalia; Pholidota; Manidae. The transcript is spliced from 14 exons. Gene Ontology annotation, molecular function: transmembrane transporter activity. Gene Ontology annotation, biological process: transmembrane transport. The coding region runs from base 200 to 1579 and encodes 459 amino acids.